AUGUCAGAAACUACCAACAAACCAUCGGACUUUGCACUACCAGAUGUUAAAGAUUUGAAACCAUUGGAUUCAGAAGCAGAAACUGCUAAAAGAUUAGCAGCCUAUAGGGCAGUUGAUAAAAAUAUUGAUUUUGAAAAUCAUAGAAUAAUCGGGAUUGGUAGCGGUAGUACCGUUGUUUAUGUUGCGGAAAGAUUAGGCCAAUAUUUACUUGACCCUAAAUAUAAACCAUUUGUGGAAAAAUUCAUUUGUAUCCCAACUGGAUUCCAAUCAAUUCAAUUGAUUCUUGAUAAUGGGUUACAAUUGGGUUCUAUUGAACGUAACCCUGUGAUUGAUAUUGCAUUCGAUGGCGCUGAUGAAGUUGAUACAAAUUUACAAUUGAUUAAGGGUGGUGGUGCUUGUUUGUUCCAAGAAAAAUUAGUUAGUACAAGUUCUAAAAAAUUCAUUAUUGUAGCUGAUUAUAGAAAAUGGUCUCCUACAUCUCUUGGUGUCAAAUGGACAAGAGGUGUUCCAUUAGAAGUAGUUCCAUCUGCUUAUGUCCGUGUCAAAUCAGAUUUGAUUAAUAAAUUGAAUUGUAAAAAAGUUGUUUUAAGACAAGGUGGUUCAGCAAAGGCUGGGCCAGUUGUUACUGAUAAUAAUAACUUCAUAUUGGACGCAGAUUUUGGUCCUAUUAAAGACCCAAAGAGUUUGCACGUUCAAUUGAAAUUGCUACUAGGUAUCGUAGAAACAGGGUUAUUCAUUGAUAACGCUGAUAUUGCGUAUAUUGGUAAUUCAGAUGGAACUGUUUUGAUUGCACCAAAGUCAUGA
Molecule: messenger RNA, 804 nt
Organism: Henningerozyma blattae CBS 6284
Lineage: Eukaryota; Fungi; Ascomycota; Saccharomycetes; Saccharomycetales; Saccharomycetaceae
Gene: RKI1
Product: ribose-5-phosphate isomerase RKI1
Exons: 1
Coding region: 1-804 (267 amino acids)
Biological process (GO): D-ribose metabolic process; pentose-phosphate shunt, non-oxidative branch
Cellular component (GO): intracellular membrane-bounded organelle
Molecular function (GO): ribose-5-phosphate isomerase activity
Source: RefSeq, a predicted model, not a curated record